Caenorhabditis remanei is the source of this 297-nucleotide messenger RNA. RefSeq lists its product as uncharacterized. The coding region runs from base 1 to 297 and encodes 98 amino acids. The transcript is spliced from 4 exons. The record is from RefSeq and is a predicted model, not a curated record. Lineage: Eukaryota; Metazoa; Nematoda; Chromadorea; Rhabditida; Rhabditidae.
AUGGCCAGAAUCGCAGAUACUCUCACAGAUGCUGGACAUAACGUGACAUUUCUAGUUCCAAUUGUCGAUGAAGCAAGGAAGGAUCAGCUGAGUGUUAAAACGACGAAAGAUGUAAUUAUUGUGGAGCAAGACGAGGAAAUGCGUAGUCAAGUGUUACCAGUUGACGACGAUAUGGGACAGUAUUGGGAAACUGAUAUAACUUCAGACAAUAUCGAUACAGCAUUCACAGUAUUCACUGACGCUGUUCACCUUGCAUGCAACAACUUUAUGCGUAACAAAAAGUUCUUGAAGAGAUGA